UGAGCGCUACCGGGGUGAGCGAGAGGGGAAUCGCGCCCUGCGCCUUCAUUCCUGACGUUCAGCGGCUCGCCUGGGGCAGGAGCCAGCCCUUCAGAGACCGUCCCACCUUCGCUUGCAGCUGCAGGCUGCUCCGCACCAUGACGAGAGUCAGUCUCGUUUGCUCACUUCACUCGAUUGCGCUGUGGACUCUCUGCUGGGUUUCUGGAGAGGAGACAGCCAUCACAGCUCAGUAUGGGAAAGACGUCACCCUGACCUGCAUCUUCCCGUCCAAAUUUAAGAUAAGCUUCCAUCGACUGAGCAUCACCUGGACAAAGGAAGGAGCCCAGGGCCAGGGUCUCCUGGUUCACAGAUUCUAUCUGAAGAUGAACUGGCGGGAGGGACAGGAAGAGGCUUACAGGGGCCGAACGCAGCUAUAUCCACAGGAAUUCCCCCAGGGAAAUGCAUCCCUGAGACUCAGCGACGUUCGCCUCCAGGAUGAGGGAUCCUACCUCUGCAACGUCAGCUGUGAGCUGGGAAGCUGGUCCCAGAAGAUUUCACUUAUAGUGCUAAGUGACAGUGAAAUGGAAAGGCCCAUCAUCGUUCAGCCAGGGGAGGACGUCAUCCUGAAUUGCUCCUUCCAGUCCGAGUUAAACCACCAGCCACUGAACAUCACCUGGAAGAAGAAAGAAGAGGAGGGACCAGAUCUCCUGGUUCACAGCUACUGCUCUGAGCCGGACCCACUGGAAACACAGGAUGAGGCUUACCGGGGCCGGACCCAGCUGUAUCCGGAGAGAUUCCGCGAGGGAAACGCGUCCCUGAGACUCAAGAACAUCCAGCUGGCGGACGACGGGAUCUACACCUGCCACGUCAAGCCCCAACUGGGCAGGUUUUCCGUGCGGAUGAGAGUGGCCGUGGAGAAGGAUGCUGAGCUUCUCCAGAGCCCAUCAACAUGGUGCAGUCUGUGGUGGAUUGAUCUGAUAGUGUUACUGGGGAUAUUAGCAUUUGCUCUCCUUCGAAUGUAUUAUCCUUCCUUGUGGAAACUGUGGCUGGACAAAAAGUCACCUCGAAGUGAGUCCCAGCAGACUGUGUCCGACCAUAAAAAAGACGAAGAGGAGAACAAACAUCUGCUCCGGGCAUCCUCGUCAACCUCUAUGGAGCCAGGAGUGGCCAAUCCCACCCACAGUCCACCUGCGCAUUCCUGCCCGGGGCAGACUGCCAAAGACAUGGGAGAACCAAGGGCUGCUCCUGGAGUUCAAAUAGUACCUACAUCGAUUUUUAUAAUGCAGAAGGCUUUGGAAUACACCAGGUUAAAUAUCGCCAUUAUGGGAGAGCUAGGCUGUGGGAAAUCAUCCUUUAUUAAUGCCAUGCGGGGGCUAUGUGAUGAAGAUGAAGGUGCUGCCCCAGUCGGGGAGGAAGAAACGAUGAUGGAGCCAACAGCUUAUCAGCAUCCCAAACACCCGAGUGUGACUUUCUGGAGAAUGCCGAUAAGUGAGACAGAAGAUGUUCAGCCAGAGGCAUAUCUCCAGCAGGUGAAAUUUGUCCUCUACGACUUCUUCAUCAUCAUGUGUUUAGAGGGAUUCACACCUAAGCAUGCUGAGCUGGCCCGGGAGAUCCAGAAGGCAGGGAAGAUGUAUUACUUUGUGCGCUCCAAGGUGGAUGCAGAUUUGGAUGAUGCCAGACGAAGCCGGCCCUCCAUUUAUGACGAGGAGAAAAUAUUGAAGGACAUCCGUAACCACUGCAUCAGAUGCCUGGAAGAGGGAGGGAUGAUCAAUCCUGAGGUUUUCCUCCUCUCCGCAUUUGAAUUAGAGAAGUAUGAUUUUCCCCUCCUGCGAGAGAGCAUGGAGAAAGCGCUCCCGGGCGACAAGAAAGGGGCUUUGAUACUGGCCCUGCCCAACACCUCUCUGCAAAUCUUGCAAAAGAAAAAGGAAGCCCUGCAGAAGCAGAUCUGGAAAAUAGCCCUUGUGUCCUGUCUUCUCACGGUUAUUCACAUGCCCGUUGUCUCCACCAUUCUUGAUGUAACCAUCCUGUUGACAUGCAUGAGAUAUUAUUGCCAAGUCUUUGGCCUGGAUGAUGUCUCCUUCAUGGCUCUCGCGAGGCAGUUUGGCAAACCAAUGGAAGAGCUGAAGGCCGUUAUGGAGCCCCUGCUGGCCGUUAUGAAGCCCCUGCUGGCCAAGGAAAUUAGCAUUAACAUGGUCUUGCAGCUCCUGUCCUCGGUUGGGUGCGGCAUAUUGAUAGUAGCAGAUUUAUUUCUGAGGCCUUUACGGGUGCUAGGAUUCAUGGUGUCUGGAGGAGUUGCAGGGGUAGGAUUCUUGGUUGCUGGUGGAAUUUCAUUGGCUACCACGUAUAUCCUGCUGAAAACCUUUCUCAACCAUGCUGCUGAAGAUGCCCAAAGAAUCCUACAGAAGAUAAAUCCAUAUGACAACAAGGAAAGCUAA
This is a messenger RNA of Terrapene triunguis (Three-toed box turtle), 2414 nucleotides long. RefSeq lists its product as uncharacterized. The coding region runs from base 138 to 2414 and encodes 758 amino acids. The transcript is spliced from 5 exons. NCBI's taxonomy places the organism in Eukaryota, Metazoa, Chordata, Testudines, Emydidae. The record is from RefSeq and is a predicted model, not a curated record. Gene Ontology annotation, cellular component: membrane. Gene Ontology annotation, molecular function: GTP binding; GTPase activity.